AUGGGUUUCAUUCUGUCCGUGGCUUCCGUGGGCUGCAAGCCACACGCAGCCCUUGCAGUAGGAGUCGCGGAGCGAGCGCACAGCGGGCGCGGGCGCGGGAACGAGCGCGAGAGCAAGCGCGGGAACGAGCGCGAGAGCGGGAGCGAGCGGGGGAACCAGCGCGAGAGCGGGAACGAGCGGGAGAGCGAGCGCGGGAACGAGCGCGAGAGCGGGAGCGAGCGCGGGAACGAGAAGGGGAGCGGGAGCGAGCGCGGGAAAGAGCGCGAGAGCGAGCGCGGGAACGAGCGCGGGAGCGAGCUCGCAGCCGGCCCGCCCGCCGAGGGGCGCUGUUUCGCAGCCGCGCAGCUGGAAUUUAAAGAGACAGAUGCGCGGCGGGGGCGGGGCCCCGGCACCUCCCCGGGCGCCCACCCGCCGCGGCGGACCCCGCAGGCCCAGGCCUCCCUCCGCUCCCGCCGCUGA
Messenger RNA from Canis lupus familiaris (dog), 459 nucleotides. RefSeq names its product octapeptide-repeat protein T2-like. The transcript has 2 exons. Bases 1 to 459 code for a protein of 152 amino acids. The record is from RefSeq and is a predicted model, not a curated record. Lineage: Eukaryota; Metazoa; Chordata; Mammalia; Carnivora; Canidae.